UAUUGUUUGAGUAACGAUCCUAAUAAACCAUGUCACAUAUUAACCUUUCGAGAAGUAACCAUGAUGUUGGAUUGCGGUCUUUCCAUGCAAUCAUUACUGAACUUUCUGCCCUUAUCGUUUGUACCUUCAAACAAGUUGUUCAAUCUACCUAAUUGGAUGCCCAGUGAUACCAUCGAUCCAGAUUUAGAAGGAGAGUUGAAGGAAAAUGGCGAUAAAGUGUUUGUGGAUUCCCCACCGGAAUUUUGCCCACCACUAGACAAAUUAAUAGACUUCUCGCAGGUAGAUGUGAUAUUGAUUUCGAAUUAUUUGUGUAUGAUGGCUCUACCGUUUGUAACCGAAGGUACUGGCUUUAAAGGAAGAGUGUAUGCUACAGAACCAACACUACAAUUUGGAAGGCUGCUGCUGGAAGAAAUAGUAAUUUACAUCGAGCAUUGCCCCAAAUCGGGUUUCGCGACCCAAUGGAAAAAUUUCGUCCACAAAUGUCCAUAUCCCUUGAACGAAUCCUUCAAACCGAAAUCCUGGAAGCAAAUAUACAACAUGAAGAACGUAAACGAUAGCCUAUCGAGGAUUCAAAUGGUGGGGUACAAUGAAAAAGUUGAUGUUUACGGGGCUCUUCAAGUAAUUCCAGCCAGUUCAGGAUUGUGUUUGGGUUCCGCGAAUUGGGUUAUAAGCACGGAACACGAGAAAAUCGUGUAUUUGAGCGGUUCUAGUACUUUGACCACUCAUCCCAGGCCAAUGGACCAUCAUGCUUUAAAAAACGCCGAUGUAUUAAUUAUGACUGAUCUUACUCAAACGCCUAUAAGCAAUCCAGAUUCGAUGCUGGGGGUGUUGUGUGUAGUUGUAGGAUUGACAUUAAGAGGGGGAGGUAACGUGCUCAUUCCUUGUUAUCCCACUGGAGUCGUGUACGAUUUGUUUGAAUGCCUUUCUGGUAAAAUGCAGGAACUCGGAGUAUCGAAUUGCCCGAUGUUUUUCAUAUCCCCUGUAGCCGACAUGUCUCUGGCUUAUUCCAAUAUAUUAGCCGAGUGGUUGUCGUCUGUGAAACAGAAUAAGGUUUAUGUACCGGACGAGCCCUUUCCGCAUGCUUUGCUCGUAAAAAACAACAAACUCAAACACUUCAAGCACAUAUUUUCGGACGGUUUUAGUACCGAUUUUCAAGAGCCUUGCGUGGUAUUUUGCGGACAUCCGAGUUUGAGAUUCGGCGAUGUUGUACAAUUCAUCGAGCUUUGGGGCAACAAUCCGAGGAAUUGCAUCGUCUUUACCGAGCCCGAUUACGAUUACAUCGAAGCGCUGGCUCCCUACCAGCCUCUGCAGAUCAAAGUAGCCCAUUGCGCCAUCGACACCUCGUUGAAUUUCACUCAAGCCAACAAGCUGAUCAAAGAUUUGAAGCCCAAGACGCUCGUCGUGCCCGAAUGCUACACCCAACCGCCCGUUUCGGCGCCCAAUUUAACCGAAUUAGUCAUCGGAAAUCACACGGACAGCUCCGUCAUUCCUUACAAAUGGGGCGACGUGCUGAAUUUGCCUUUGAAAAGGAAACAGGGCCAGGCGUUCAUAGACACCGCGAUCGCGCAGAAAAUCGUGCCUGUCGAGGUGAAGCCGGGUAUAAGUUUGUCUACCGUCACGGGGGCGCUUAAUGUGAAAGAUAAUGUUCAUAAUGUACAGGAAACUCGCGGGGAAUUCGUACCGAAUCAGCACGUUAAAUACGAGUGGGGCUCGUUGAAUAUAACGGAAUUUCUUCAGAAGCUCUCGCUGGAGGGUGUUACUGAUGCCAAGGUUGAAUCGCUCGGUGGGAAUGUUAUUGUUAUACAUUUGCAAGAUGAAGAUGCUCUGAUUCAACUAGAAGAUAACAGUACUCAUGUAGUGUGUAAUGCAGAUGAAAACCUUAGGACUAAGUUACGGAAUAUUGUAAUGCAAUGUUUAAAAAAGUUUUAA
Phyllotreta striolata is the source of this 1929-nucleotide messenger RNA. Lineage: Eukaryota; Metazoa; Arthropoda; Insecta; Coleoptera; Chrysomelidae. The record is from the annotation of a GenBank genome assembly.